AUGGCGGACGGUGGAGCAGCAGCACCCGCCGCCGUAGCAGCAGCAGCAGCGGUAGCAGAGGCAGCAGCGGCGGCGUCCGGCGGUGGGGCAGCCGCGGAGCCGCCGGCCAAGCGGCUGUGCCUGGGCGACUGCGGGGCGGCGGCGUCGUCGGCGGCGGCGGCCGCGGCGGCCGCAGCGGCUCGAGCGGCCCAGACAAAGCCGGCCCACGGCAGGCUGCACAAGCCCGACACCCUGCUGGACAUCAGCGCCAAGAGAGUGGCGGAGAAAUGGCCCUUCGAGCAGGUAGAGGAGAGAUUUUCUCGUAUUCCGGAGCCAGUUCAACGGAGGAUUAUUUUCUGGUCCUUCCCCAGAAAUGAGCGAGAGAUUUGCAUGUAUUCAUCACUUAGCUAUCAGUGUCAGGAAGGGGAGAAGGAUGGUGAAGUUCCCUUCAACAAAGGAUUACGAUUAUUGGAAACUGGAGCCAUAGAUCGGGUGCUGCAAGUAGGAUUUCAUUUGAGUGGGACUGUGACUGAGCUCGCCAAUCAGGGUGAACCUGAGAAAAUGUACAAAGUUGCCAUCAGCUUUGACCGCUGCAAGAUUACCUCUGUGACGUGUGGCUGUGGUAAUAAGGACAUCUUUUACUGUGGCCAUGUAGUGGCCCUCUCCCUAUAUCGAAUCCGCAAGGCUCAGCAGGUGGAGCUGCGGCUCCCCAUCUCCGAAACGCUUUCGCAAAUGAACCGCGAUCAGUUGCAGAAGUUCGUCCAGUACCUCAUCACUGCCCAUCAUACAGAAGUUCUUCCAACCGCACAGAAACUGGCUGAUGAAAUCCUCUCAUCCUGUUCAGAAAUUAAUCAAGUGCACGGUGCUCCUGACCCUACAGCAGGUGCAAGUAUCGAUGCUGAGAACUGCUGGCAUCUGGAUGAAGAGCAGGUACAGGAGCAAGUGAAAGUGCUGCUGUCAAUCAGUGGAUACUACGGAGCUAGUAAGCAGCUGCACUCCAUGUUUGCCAAGGUGCGGGAGAUGCUCAGGAUGUGGGAUUCCAAUGGGGCUCGUAUGCUGACUCUAAUGACGGAACAGUUUAUGGAAGACCCACGGCUCUCUCUCUGGAGACAACAGGGGACAGGAAUGACUGAUAAAUGUCGGGAGCUGUGGGAUGAGUUAGGUGCUCUCUGGGUGUGUGUGGUACUAAACCCUCACUGUAAGCAGGAGGAGAAAGCUGGCUGGCUCGAGCUACUCAGGAAGUGGAACAACAUGGAUGUCUGCCCGCAAGAAGAUGGUAACUAUGGCAACCACAUCAACGAAACCCCUAGUAUCACUGGUAUACAACACAACUCAAAUCGAAACCAAGCAGGCACCCGGCGAACUGUUUUUGUGCGUGCAAUAGAAGCCUGUGGACUCGACUGGAAAGACUGUCACCUCCGGAAAAUUAUCAGCAGUGACAGCUACACAAACCAGUGGCGAGAUGGAGACCGGUCACUCUUUGACUCUCAGGGGCGUCCCCUUUGGCUUGAGCAUGUCCCAACUGCAUGCGCCAGAGUGGAUGCACUGAGAUCUCACGGGUACCCACGGGAAGCUCUUCGUUUGGCUAUUGCAAUUGUCAAUACACUGCGAUUGCAGAAGAGACGCCAGUUGGAAAUGUACAAGCAACAAAAGAAAGAACUGUUGCAGAAAGGGUCAACCACCAUCUCAAACCAGGAAGGUUGGGUUGGACAUCCCCUGGAUCCUGUCGGGUGUUUGUGCAGGACUUUGCUUGAAGCUUGUAAAAUGGAGGACGACAGCUCUGUAUUGUUCACUGAUUCAAUAAGUGAUAUUAGGAAACCGGUCUAUCAGCACUUUGCAAUUCCUGGCAGCAGCAACACGGGAGAGUCCUACUAUGCCCUUGCACUUGAGGUGGCGCUAAUAGGGUUAGGACAGCAAAGGUUAAUGCCAGAGGGACUCUAUGCCCAGGACAAGGUUUGCCGAAAUGAAGAACAGCUUAUAUCGAUGCUGUCUCAAAUGGAGUUUGAUGAGCGGCUUGUACAAGUUUUGCGUAAACAGACGCUUUUACUACUGGAAGGGGGUCCCUUCAGCGGUCUGGGUGAGGUCGUCCAUCGGGAGAGCGUUCCCAUGCACACUUUUGCAAGAUACUUGUUCAAGGCUCUCCUGCUUCAUGACCCUGACCUGGCCUACAAAGUGUCUCUGAGAGCAAUGAGGCUGCCAGUGUUGGAGUCGAUGGCACCUGCAGGUGAUGGCUCUCACCCGCACCUCGUCGCAUUAGUGGAUCCAAGCCGUUACCCGCGUUGGUUCAUCCUUGGGCACCUUGAAACUCAACAAUGCGAGCUAGCAUCCACCAUGUUGACAGCUGCGAAAGGAGAUCCAAAGUGGCUGAGAGUGGUCUUGGAAUCCAUUCAGCAGAACAUUCAUUCUCCAUCCCUCAUAUACAAGCUAGCGCAGGAUGCUUGCAAAACAGCUACGCCACCAAAUUCUGCACCCGACAUUACACUCCUCAAUGUAUCCCUGGAGCUAGGCUUACAGGUAAUGAGAAUGACGCUGUCAACUAUGAACUGGCGACGUCGUGAGAUGGUCCGUUGGUUGGUGAGCUGUGCUACGGAAGUUGGUGUUUGUGCCUUGAUGAAUAUAAUGCAGAAUUGGUAUUCUCUCUUCACUCCAACUGAAGCCACUACAAUAGUAGCUGCCACAGUGACCUCUCACGCCACUGUUCUGCGCUUGAAUUUGGACUAUACACAACGCGAGGAGCUGGACAGUUGUGCACGGACACUUGCACUCCAGUGUACAAUGAAGGACCCUCAGAAUUGCGCACUCUCAGCGCUGACACUGUGCGAAAAGAACCACGUAGCCUUUGAAACCGCGUACCAGAUUGUCCUGGACUCUGCCUCUACAGGUAUGAGCUACUCGCACUUGUUCACCAUCGCCCGGUACAUGGAGCACAGGGGCUUCCCGAUCCGCGCCUACAAGAUGGCCAGCCUGGCCCUGUCCCACCUCAACGUCGCCUACAAUCAGGACACCCACACGGCCAUCAACGACGUCCUGUGGGCCUGCUCGCUGAGCCACUCGCUGGGCAAGAACGAGCUGGCCGCCAUCGUGCCGCUGGUCAUCAAGAGCGUCCAGUGUGCCCCCGUGCUGUCGGACAUCCUGAGGAGGUGGACCAUGUCCGCCCCGGGCUUGGCUGGCGUUCCUGGCCGCAGGAAUUCCGGGAAGCUCAUGUCGACGGAGAAGGCCCCGCUCUGCCAGCUGCUUAACGCGACGAUCGAUGCAUACAUCAGCACCACGCACUCUCGCCUGACCCACAUCAGCCCCCGCCAUUACAGCGAGUUCAUCGAGUUCCUCAGCAAAGCCCGGGAGACCUUCCUGAUGGCUCAGGACGGGCACAUUCAGUUUACACAGUUCAUAGACAACCUCAAACAAACCUAUAAAGGCAAGAAAAAGCUUAUGAUGCUGGUUCGAGAGCGCUUUGGCUGAAGUUCAGGAUUCCACCCUGGCCCAAGUCUUCCUACGUUGCAGUUGAAGUCCUUUUUAUCUUUUUUUUUUAAUUUUUUCAAAAAAAAAAGCAAGAAAGAGGCAUAAACCCACCUAGUCAUUCCACGUGCAUCAGUAUUCCUGCGGCUGAGAAGCAGGGACUUGGCCCACCCCCCUCCUAGGCACCCGGCUGUCUGGUCCAAGGGAUCUGAUGAGGCUGGAUCAAGGUCUCACUGGUGGUGGAGAGUUGGGGGAUAGUGCUGGCAGUGAGACGUGGGAGCCACCAGUAUUUAAAAGGGGUCGAACUGGUAGGCGAUGAGUCGGUCACCCUGGCUGAGAGUCUCCAGUCGUUUCAUAGAUCUGAGUGUUAGUUGUCUGUUCUGUGAAGCAGUUGUUUACUAAUAGAAAGUGUUCCAUUGCAGUACCUGACAUACAUCAAGUGAGGGAAGCUUUGGAGGGGGGGGGGGGGGGACAAGAAGAGAUGCACAGAGUGUAUACUCCCCAACUAAGGAUUUGCAAGAGUGUUUAAACCUACCUUUUGUCACCCCCCCGCCCCCAAUUUUUUUUUAAACCAGAAGUUCUCGAGUGGCAGGCUGUCAUUCGAAAGGCAACACCCCCCCCCCCAAAAAAAAAGCCUCCGUGCGGAAUCUCAGCAGUGCUGCAAUUGUCAUCGGAGUGGUCCGACUGCUUGGAGCUGAGUUUUCUCGGUGCCCAUUCACCGCUCCCUCUCCCCGUGCAGCGGAAACUCAGCGUGCCGACCCAGGGAAUGUUGGGGGGUGGUGGAGGGGUGGGGGCAGCCUCACGCUGUAAAACCGGCGUGGCACUCUUUUCCAAAGGUGUAUUAUCUGAGCAUGGGGCACUGUUACUGCCCCGCGUAUGUGUGAGAAAUGUGACACGGACGUUUAGUGCCAAAAAAAAGUGGAAGUGUUCCAUUCCCGAGCACAACCCAGAUUUCACUCCCAAUAUCAGUAUUUUUACAUUUUUGAUUUUUUUUUUCCUCUCGAUUCCACCCAUUUAGACUUUGGCUGGAGCAGUUUUCGAUGUAGCUUGAAUGUUCUGGGGUCACCCUUGAGCGCCCCUCUUCAACAACGGGGUCAUUGGUUGGGACGCUGCAUCAAUGCGGCAACAAGAGAUCAGAAGUCAGCCCUUAUUGCAGGGUCACUACUGAGGUGUCUUCACCACCACCCAUCUCCCCCCAGGUGCCUGUCCCUUCUCUCAAGCCGGUGAAUGGUUUACUUUCUCUGUAGCAUUCUCUAACUCUUCAGAAAGAAACAGUCGGAGCAGUCUUAAAAUGUACAAAAAAAAAUGCCGAUGCUGUAGGUCUUAGUCUCUCUCAGCAAGCCUGUCAAAAGAAAUGCCGUCUCUCUGAGGAAGCAAGUCUGUGUACGAGUUAGGAUGAAUAUGGAAGGUACCUUGAUAUUCUGUUCUCUGGGCCUGAGACAGUACGUGCAGGGAAUCGAAUUUCCUUCGUGUGGCAAUUCUCAAGCCCCCGCUUGGUACCCUGACUUCCAGCCAGCUCAAACAAUGACCAAAAAAACACUCACCUGGCAGCCCAGAAAUUCAUAUGGAUUACCACAAACUAACUGCUAUACCAAAACUCCUCUGAUAUAUACCUCUUUGCAGUGUCUCUUCCACUCCAUCCCUUCCCUCCCCUCCCGUCCCUCCCUCUCCUCCCUCUCCCUCUGUCUCCCUCUCCCUCCCCCCUUCCUUCACUCCUUCCCCUUUCAUUCUCCAUCUUCACUCCCCAACACUCGCCUCUCUUCCCUCCUCUUCUCCCCCUUUCUUUUCUCUCUUCCCCCCCCUUUUAUUUCAUGUUUCCCCCCUCUCUUCCCCCCUUUCUCUCUAUUGCUCUCUUCUGCCUUCACCCUCUCUCUUCUCUUUCUUUCUCUCACCUCUCUUACCUCACUCGCCACUGUCCCCCCCCAUAUCUCUCCUCUGAGUUUCAUCUCCCUGCCCCCUCUUCUCUUCACUCUCCCACCCCCCCCCCCCCCCCCCCCAAAACCCUGCAUACUUUUGUCACAUCUCCCCCCACCCCCAUCUUGUCUGGCCACUCCUCCCAUCUUGAUCCCCCACUUUCUCUUUCGCUCUCGUCUCACCUGCCCCACCCCCACACACCCCCAUCCUCCUCUCCUCUCUCCUCCUCCAUUCCCUCAGUCUAUCUCUUGCCAGCAAACUCCUGCCAAACUUGAAUUUUAAAAAAAGAGGAAGCAAACCAAUAAGCCAUUUCUGAUCAGGCAUGUGUUCUGUUUUGUUAAAACAUAAACCUGUGUGUGCUGUGACUGAGCCCAAUCUCAGGGAAGAAGAAGGAAACCUUUUGUAAAUAGUAUUUUAUUUGUCAAAUUAAUAUGAAAGAAAGUUUAAAAGAACCUUUAAUUUAUGGACUGUGUGUAUGCAGUACUUGAAUUUCUUUUUGUUGGUAAACAUUGUAAUCUUUAACUUUUUGGAUGUAUUGCACAGCUGUAGGGAAAAACUUACAACAGCUGCUGGUCAGUUUAAUUGCUCUUGAUUUUUGUACAGUGUAUCCCAAAUUUUUUUUGUUAAAUAUUUAUUGAAGUUUGUAAAUUGUUUCACUGUUGAGAA
This is a messenger RNA of Hemiscyllium ocellatum (epaulette shark), 6015 nucleotides long. RefSeq names its product zinc finger SWIM domain-containing protein 4-like. Gene Ontology annotation, cellular component: Cul2-RING ubiquitin ligase complex. Bases 1 to 3438 code for a protein of 1145 amino acids. Gene Ontology annotation, molecular function: zinc ion binding. The record is from RefSeq and is a predicted model, not a curated record. The transcript is spliced from 15 exons. NCBI's taxonomy places the organism in Eukaryota, Metazoa, Chordata, Chondrichthyes, Orectolobiformes, Hemiscylliidae.